AUGUUGGCUGUUGGUAGCCCUUUUACCAGUCUUCGCACGAGCUCUAGUUGUAAUGCUUUGCUCAGGGAACUUCAGCAAAUAUGGAACGACAUUGGCGAGAGUGAAGCUGACAAAGACCGCAUGCUCCUAGAAUUGGAGAUGGAAUGCUUAGAAGUGUACCGGCGAAAGGUGGAGGAAGCUGCAAAUGCCAAGGCGCGGCUCCAUCAAUCCGUUGCAUUGAAGGAGGCUGAGGUUGCAACAUUGAUGGCUGCUCUCGGUGAACUAUCUUCUCCGAGUCAAAUUGAGAAGAGGUCCAAAACAUUGAAAGAAAAGCUUGCUUCUGUCACUCCCUUAGUAGAAGAAUUGAUGAAGAAGAAAGAAGAGCGUUUGAAACAAUUUGCUGAUAUAAAAGCCCAAAUCGAGAAGUUCAGCGUCGAGAUCUCGGGGUAUAGCAACCAUCUUAAUGAUCACAUGAACAUCAGUACUUUAAGCUUGGAAGAAACAGACCUGUCUUUGAGAAAGCUUAAUGAGUAUCAAACACAUCUUUGCACCUUACAGAAGGAGAAGUCUGAUCGACUUCAUAAGGUUUUGGAACAUGUUAGUGAGGUCCAUUCUCUCUGUAGUGUCCUUGGUUUGGAUUUCGGCCAGACCGUUAGCGAGGUGCAUCCGAGCUUAGAAAGAACGAGCGUCGAACAAGCUACAAAUAUCAGCAAUAGAACAUUGGAAGGCUUAGAACACACCAUUCUUACAUUGAAAACAGAAAGGAAAACUCGAAUCCAAAAGUUGAAGGACAUUUUGACAUCAUUAUUUGAGCUUUGGAAUUUGAUGGAUUCAUCACAUGAUGAAAAGCGUAAAUUUUCGCGGAUUACUUCCAUCAUGCGUGUAUCCGAAACAGAAGUCACCGAACCGGGUCUUCUCUCCACAGAGACAAUUGAACAGGCAUCAGCAGAAGUUGAGAGGUUAACUCAACUAAAAGCGGGUCGAAUGAAACAACUCGUCCUGAAGAGGAGGUCUGAGUUAGAGGAGAUUUGUAGAAUGGCUCACAUUGAAGCAGAUCCUAGCACAGCUCCAGAGAAAUCAAAUGCUUUGAUAGAUUCAGGACUACUAGAUCCUUCUGAGCUCCUUGCAAACAUUGAAGUGCAAAUCGUCAACGUGAAGGAAGAAGCCACCAGCAGAAAAGAAAUAAUGGAUAGAGUAGACCGUUGGCUAUCAGCAUGUGAGGAAGAAAAAUGGCUUGAAGAGUAUAAUCAAGACGAGAAUCGUUACAAUGCAGGGAGAGGUUCACAUGUUAAUCUGAAACGAGCAGAGCGAGCGAGAUUGAGUGUUAGCAAAAUCCCAGCUAUUGUUGAUAAUCUGAUAAACAGAACGUUGGCCUGGGAAGAUGAAAGGAAGACAAUGUUUCUCUAUGAUGGGGCGAGAUUGGUGGCUAUACUUGAAGACUAUAAAUUAAGUAGACAGCAGAGAGAAGAGGAGAAGAGGAGACACAGGGAUCAAAAGAAACUCCAAGAUAUGCUUCUCACUGAGAAGGAAGCUACGUACGGAUCUAAACCCAGUCCUCGGAGGAGCAACAGCUUUAGGAAGACGAAUGGAUAUCGAGCGAAUGGGAAUGGAUCAAUGACACCCACACCUCGUCGAAACUCUGUUGGUGGAGCGACCCCAGAGCUCUUGACUCCUAGAUCAUAUUCGGGUCGCCAAAAUGGAUACUUCAAAGAAAUGAGGAGGUUGUCUACUGCACCAUUGAACUUUGUGGCAAUGUCCAGGGAUGAUACAAUGUCAUAUGCUUCCAUUUAUGAAGGAUCUGACACAGGUUCCCCUCCCCAGAGUUAAAUCUCAAUGCAUCAUGGAAGGAUGCAACGGUCACAAACUGGAUAUUCGUAUAGAUGAAUCAGCAACCUUGUGAAUAUGAAACAAAUUAUAAACUGAUAGAACGACUCGAAGGAAGGAGUGCGACUAACAGGUCUAGAAGAAGGCUUAAAAGACGGUGUUUUAGUAAGUAGCCAGCCCCCUGUAUGUUAUAAAAUAGGUAGGGACAAUAACAGAUAAGAAGCUCAAAACCAUGCAUCUAAUGUCUUGUAUGUUGAAGAAAUAGAAAGAUUGAUAUAAUAGGGAUUGCGACCACAAUGUUCUGUGGAUUUUGUUAGUGUUUCAUGAGUUCUGUAUAUAUUUAUCUUCCUCAAACAAAAACAACCAUUUGUUUUAAGAUUAUUUAUCUUUUGGAGAUGCAUAAUAAUUCAGGUGUGUUUUAGCCA
Molecule: messenger RNA, 2228 nt
Organism: Cucurbita pepo subsp. pepo (vegetable marrow)
Lineage: Eukaryota; Viridiplantae; Streptophyta; Magnoliopsida; Cucurbitales; Cucurbitaceae
Product: 65-kDa microtubule-associated protein 6
Biological process (GO): microtubule cytoskeleton organization
Cellular component (GO): cytoplasm; spindle
Molecular function (GO): microtubule binding
Source: RefSeq, a predicted model, not a curated record